UUGAAAACGAAAGCACUUUCGGCCACACUGACAGUCGGUUAAGUAGCAAGCCGAUCAAUGUUAUAAUUGGACCUCGUAGCAAACAAGCGUCUAUUAUCCGUCGUUGCUACGCUUUUUUUCUUUACUCUGUACGACUUAAUCACGAUGGUACCUGGUGCAGCAACCAUAGAGAUAUAUACAAUUAAAUUACGAGAAUUACUAACCUGAUGCGUUUCUAAAUUACCCCAACUAUACGUAAUGGAUACGAUAUACUUGCAGUUUUUCUAUUAAUCGAUACUUUUCGACCACGAAAGUAUCAUGUUGGUCUAUAUUCAUAAGGUGCACGACAUCAUUGAAAAAGUGUUAUUUAUUUGACUUCCUUUAAUUUUCGCCAUUAAUUAAUGUUAGCUCGUGUUCUAUAAAACCGUAGUCGGUGCUUGUGCUGAAAAUGGUAUCGACCCAUAAAGUUUACUUCAAUCAACGAUUGAGGUCACUCAACCGGACUGACUCCCAUGUAUUGUGAGCUACAUAUAUAAAACAUAAUGCCUGUCUACAUAGACAAAUCUAAUAGCACUUAUGACGGGCCUGCCGAUGUAGCCUGGAUGAUCAGUUCUGUGGAAUAAAACGUAUGAAGUAUAUUUUUGCAGCCCCUGCUGCCAUGCCAGCCUUUCGACUGAAGAGCGAAGUGCGUAAGUAUUUAUCGCGCAUCAAUAGAGCCUUGCGCGAAUCCUUUUCGGUGCUGCUCGGUUACUCGUGUUGAACAAAAUUGUAGUUGACGUUUGGAUGACAGUAAUCAGAAUGGUUUCCGGCAGAUUGGUCUGAAAUUUUGAAUGGCUCGAAACAAUAUCAUAUACUUGUUUGAAUCAAGUUUAAUUACUGCUAGUGUAGUGUUCAACUUAACCAUAACAUGCGCGGUUAAUUUGCAUAUUAAGAAAAAUAGCAUAGUUUUUGACGAGUAGAUGGCGGCAGAUAAUUUUCGUAGCAACACAGAAAAACGCAAUUUCCAAAUCGAAAAAUUCCAAAAAAGCGAAUCUUUCGGAUAACUGGAUCGUUUCUUAGGCCUAAUUGCUAAAAAUGUUACGUCGAGUUACGCCAGCUAAUUUUUGGGUGGCUAUUUACCACCGACUGACCCUUCUCUGCGCCGAUCUGUCUCCGGGCUGAAUGUCGACGUGACGUAUUGAGUUAUUGGAUUUUGCUGGUUUUCGAAAAGCAACCUACUCAUUGCUUCAUAAAGCCCACAUUGUUAAGUGUUGCCAUUUUCAUGUAUACAAGCUGUCGACGACAGCGACUAGACGCCAUCAAGAAAAGAACGGGUUUUUUGAAACUUUUACGUCCACAUGUAAUCACGUCGUUGUUCCUGAUACACUUCUCGAUGUCAGCAUGGAUAAUGGUCGGCAGUUAUGACGGAUUUGGUUACCUCUUCCAUAGCGUCAUCCUUCUUAUCUUGCUUCUGUACAGCAUUCAUUUUACGAGUAAUUGUGAGGCGGUGGCCUUCUCGACGUUUGUUGAGGUAUGCUCGAUGUUUCUUGAGCUGACCUUCCUUGUUUUUCACGGAAGGUUCUCGUUCUCCCUUUUGCUGGUUGUCAUGCACAUGCUUUUCCGGAUAUUAGCCAUCUGUGUACUCUUGAAGGAGUUUAACGUUCGCGGCGGAUCAGAUCUCUACAACGCACUUUUCGGAAUGCCGUUGCGUUUCUCAUACGACGACCUUGAGAGACCUCAUCUUUCCGUACCUCCGCCCCUAGGUCAAGGCGAGUACAUGAAGAGUCGUGCCCAACAGGGACUGCCACGUUAGGCGUGCUAUACUGUGCUCGGAUGAUCCGUGGGCGUUUCGUGGUUUAAAGAAGAUACGCGUCAGCAAAUAGUAGGCAGGAAGACAAACGUUGCAAUUCUACAGUCUUGACAGUUUUAAUACAUUAACUUCUGCAACUGAUUUAUGAUAUAAUAUUAAUAAGGGUGGCUAGAAGAAUUAACCGAUCGUACUGUAUAUAUAAAAACCGUAAUCUAAACAAGUGAUGGAAUAUCGUUAUUAUACAUAUAUAUGCAAUAUGGGUUAUGGUCACUUGUUACGUAGGCAUCUGAACGCGGCGAGAUCGUUCGUGAGAGAAAGAUGAAUUUCUAUCCUUGUGAUGAGAACGCAUUUAUUUUAUGGCGAAUCAAAGGUUACUUCCGGACAAAGUGCCAAAAGAAACGAUUCAAAUCAGCUGACGCAGCAAAAAUAGUCUUACGCCGAAGCUGCCGGAUGACCCAGUAAGUAAAUGUAUGCACAAAAGGGCAGAGAGUCAAUAUGAAUUAUGAGCGAUUUCCCUUCUUUAUCGAACGAAUACAGUCAUUUGCAUGAAAGCCGGUGCCGUUGCAAUUUUUCGUAGCGAAAAAGUAGUUUGGAAAGACAGAGAAAUUCGUUCUGCUUCGACUAGAACCCAGCCCGUAACGACGACGUUUGAAGCUAAACGGGAUCGCGGACAUGGUGGUAGAGAUGGUUAAAUGAAAAUGGUACAUGACCUGCUGAAGAUCGAUAGGUCAAUACAACUGCUCGCUAUAGAACUAGCCGUCUGAGUGUUUCCCUUUUCGCCUGGGCCUUUUGCCGUUGUCAACGCAGAGUCACGACCUCAUGAUAUUAUGUAAUGCUUCCAUCGAAAUAACGCUGGUUCGCUACCUCAAUAGCCGAGCUACUCGAGCUAAAUAUGUAAAACCACGAUAUGUUUCGUUGGCAUACAAUGUUCAAGUAAAGGAAGAAAAUAACGAGCAACUAUAACCGUCCAUUGCUGAUUAGAUCGCUGUAACAGUUGCGAUGCUGAAAGGAAAUCGCCAUUGAAGAACGUGUAGCAAUGAGGGGAGUGGUGCGAGCCACGAUAGUAACGGCGAGGCUGGUCAGCUCUGGGUCUUACCAAUGAGAGCACCUAUGUUACCUUUUAGGCCUACCUGCUCCCAGCGACAUCGGAGAAACGACAAAUGUAUCAGCUAUCUCAGGCUUGGCAAAUAGUUCCAUGAUCAGUAUGUUAGAAAGGUCUGUGUGACUACGGUAAAAAAUAAGUGGUGUAGACGAGAGCUCUGCGACUAUCUGUUUACUACUCAAUGGUUAUUAAGUGUAGCUGCGUUGCAAAAGGACGUCUUUCAAAAUAGUUUGUUGUCUUCUACGUUAUUUAGUUACGUUCUCCUAAUUCAUCAUAGCGCCGAGGCAAAUAGGAUCCAGGCUGCAAAUAACAGACAUCUUCUAGUCAAAGGAGUAGAAUUUUGUAUCUUUACUCCUAUAAUGAGUGUGUUACAGUUGCUUGUUAGAAUUACUGAAACCUAUUUUUUAAGAACUUGAACGGCUUUAAAUAACUUGAAGUGCAGCCAAAAAUAACAAUCGUUAUUGUGAAUAGUCAUGACGAAAGAAGCGAAAUGUUUCAUGUCAAUCUUAAUAUCUCAAAUCUCGUACAUGAUUGUGCCCACUGCGCGCGGCUAAAAAAAAAUAACAAACAAUACUACACGGGAUUGAUGCGGUUUAUGUAGUUUGCUUCACCGAUUCUUUUCCAGAUUCGUCGGUUGUCAGUGACCAAGCAGUGUAAUCCGUUAGAAUAGAAGAUGGCAAAUUAAGACUGAUUAAAAUUAUAUAUAAAAAAAAAUAUGGAAAAUAAAGAAACAAAAACGAU
Molecule: messenger RNA, 3611 nt
Organism: Varroa destructor (honeybee mite)
Lineage: Eukaryota; Metazoa; Arthropoda; Arachnida; Mesostigmata; Varroidae
Biological process (GO): angiotensin-activated signaling pathway
Source: RefSeq, a predicted model, not a curated record